Molecule: messenger RNA, 3999 nt
Organism: Anguilla rostrata (American eel)
Lineage: Eukaryota; Metazoa; Chordata; Actinopteri; Anguilliformes; Anguillidae
Product: sialomucin core protein 24-like
Exons: 5
Coding region: 736-1791 (351 amino acids)
Source: RefSeq, a predicted model, not a curated record
CCUCCUCUGUACCAAACCUGUGCUUCUUCUCCCUUUGACCCUUUGAAGGAACAGCAGACCGGGUGGAUGUUACAGUGCAGUUUAUUAAUAACGUACAGUAGGAACUUCAGCCUGUUUGUGUGACACUGAAGUGCAUUCUAAGACUUAUUAAAAUUAUCUGUAAUGUCGGACAAGGUGUGAUUUUAACAGACGAACAUGCAAGUCACCCACCUGAGCAGGGAAAAGUAUCUGAAUCUGUUGUUGUUGGGACGUGUGCCAACGCUGUUAGGGUUGUUUUGUUCAUAGCGCGCUGUUGAACAGGUCCCCGUUAUAAUCCUAAUGGGCAGCGGGGCUUUGAAUUUUUACGAGGUUUCUGGGUUUUUUUUACGAGCUUUUUAUUGAGAUGAUAAACAGGCGAGGAGAGACGAUUUUCGCCCCGUCACACCAGCCGCUCUGAAACGGGAUCCUGGAGCAGCACCGGCGCUCGGGUUACAUCUGCGCACCGCACAUUUAACAUUCAUUCAAAGUGCAGGCCAAACGGGGCCCAGAAGCAGCAGCAGGACAGGAUGUCAUUUCACGCACAGAUAAUUAACUCUUUGACGGCGGGCGGCUCAGGUGGAGGUGAGAUGAAGACUCUCCCCCCCCAGCAGCACACAGCGGCGUGUCAGAGACGUUUCAGGGAAAGACGGGGGGAGCCCGAGUCCUGAGAGUGUUGCUAGCGGCUUUAGCGCCUCGCUGGCUUUGCUCUCACCACUCAUGAAUAUCUCACGGUUGGCACGGUCGGCUGUGGAAAUGAAAAUGAUUCACGAACGAAGUCUCGGCCGGCUUCUGUCUUUACUGAGUUUCUUCUUGGCUAUUCAUUUGGGAUCCACCUCGACGAGGCCUCCUGACCCAGCUGACAAUCCCCACAACAUCACAGGUCUCACAAGUGCAACCACGCCUGCUUCCAAACCCAACUGGAAAGGUACCACGGCAACCGCAGUUAUCCAUAGGCCCAACCAAAGCACGUCUGCCACCACCACCACAAUGUCUCUGGACUCUGAACAGAACGGUGUCUCCCACAAUCACACCCAGAACGAAACGGUCUCCAAAUGGAACACCACAAUCGCCACAACAGGUUCCACACACAUCAGUGCCGGCACCACUUCUUCAAACUCCACUGAGGACACGGAGGUGCCAGUGGACUCCGAGCUCUCACUGGGUCUCACCACCUCGUCUCCGGUUACUAAAGCGACUACAGCCACGACUCCUCCGGUCAACGCUGCUUCAUCGUCUGUGGCUACAGUCAAGGCCACUAAUCCUCCACCUAUGACUCCCACAACUCAAAGAGCCAGAGUGCCAGGAAUGGUUUCUCCUCCUAACAACCCUGUAUUAGCAUCUACACCUGAGUCCACCACUCUGGGUGAACCUUUCAACCUGAAGCAUUCGAAAAAGACCAUGACCAUAAUCUUCAGUUCUUUAGUGGGAGUCGCAGCUCUUGUGAUACUCUUGUACACCCUGGACAGAUGCAAGCAGAAGAAGACCCAAUACCUACACCGACCCCUCUACAACAACUCAGAGGAAACAGUGGAAAGAUUUGUGCCUGCAGACGACACGCUGGUCAUCUCUGGAGGCCUCUACGAUGGACCUCGGGUCUACAACCCCACUAUGACAACAGCCAAUGAGGACGAAGACUUCCACUGUGACCAGCCUCCAUUUCCCUCCAGAUCCACACAGUUCCAGCUGAAGCUACUGAAGGAGGAGGGAGAGAGGCCGCCAUCUUAUGAGGCCUCUACCUGUCAAUCAUCUCCGCGAAUGGACCAAGAUGCGUAGACCGUUAAACCAAACCCUCCUUCUGCAGGAUGAGGUACCCAUGCUGACGAAGAGGACCACAACCACCUGGAUACGGGUUUCUUUUGAACGGCCCAGACUGAACAGAAAAGCUCUACCGUAGAAACAGACGUGAAGAGAACGUUUCAGUUGUACGCUUGUCUUGAAAGUGAAACUGGUUUCUUCUCUGGCAGUUAUAAAAUCUAGUUUUUUAUGUAACUUGCCAUAAAACUAACUAUAAGAAGGGGAGUAGAGGGAUUAUAUGGAAUCACAUUUAAUCUCACCAUGUCGUAAGGGUCAGUAUUAAAUGCUCAAAUGCGGAUAGAAAUGGAAAUGGCUGAUAAUGUGAAUACAGUGGGGCAGAGCAGAGAAAUCUAGAGUGCGGUGCUGUAACUGUGACAAUAAACACUUCCGUCUGCAGGAGAGUUUCACCAGUGAGUCAUUUGGCUCUGAGCUGUCGGAUUUGGGGUCCAGCUCCAAGGUGCUUCUCCCCAACAGCACAGAUUUCCCAGGGGAGGGGGGCGUGCGUAUUCUGUAGGACUGAAUCAUAAGACUGCACUCACACCCUGCAAACACAGCUCUUAUCAUAGCGGACAUGCAAAGCAAUCAUAAAGUAACAGCUACAUUAUAACCACUUAUAGUUACACCUUACAAUAAAUCAGCUGUAAAGUAAAUUAUGAUAUUUCACCAAGAUUCCCCUUUUACCAAACAGGCUUAUAUGUACAUAGUUAACUAGUAUUAAUUCAAAAGAUGGAUAUUUGCUGAAACCACUAACUUUAGUUACUCAAGGUUUUAUAUUUUAAACUGAAAUGGACUGGAUUGCACUCUCAUUUCAUUCCUUUGGUUUUAAAAAACAGAGCGAUAGAGUUCAGUAACUAGAGUCAGGAAAGAUCUGCACUCAAUAUCAGCUAAAAAAAGAUAAGGCAAAAGAUUUCAGCAUACUGCCUUCAGUGAUAUUCAAUAUGCUUAGACAUUAGAAUCUUUUAGCCUCAGCUGAACCAAAAACUUUGUGAGUGUGGAUCAUUCCUGAAUGAGGUUACUGAACUCUUGAGGUCUGCAACCCUCUGUUUUCCAGCCAAAGGGCAGAACUAAACACACAGUCCAUUUCUGUUUAAAAUGUAUGUUACUAUUUUGGCUUUGCUGCCAUGAGUUAAGCACUCACUAAUUGCCUGAUUGGUCUCUAAUUAGCGUGUACACCUGUGCUAUUGCUGUAGCGUCAGGUACAUAGCACUGCACUCAGCAUCCAGCACAGUUGUGCUGAUGAAGGCAAUAAGCUGACACGUUUGAAUGUGUCCUGAACGAAGCUCCUGAGCUCUUUACAUCUGUGCACCUGCAUUUUUGACCAAACGUGCUGAGUGAGAGCGCUGUCUAUUCCUGAUUAAAAUUUAUAUUUCUUUUUGGACUCGCUCCCAAGAGUUAAGCACUGGUUAAUGGACUGCAAUUAGCACACAAAGCCAUUCUGCUGAUUAAGACAAUCUGCUCAAAUGUUUGUAUCUCUCAGAAUCAGUGUGCCUAAAAACACUGAGUGUGGAUCUUUCCUGAAUGUACUUACUGAACUCUUUAGAUCUAUAUUUUUAACACUAAAGGCUCAUAGAGUGCAGUACAUUUUGAAAUGUAUAUUACACUGGAAUUGCUGCCACACGCUAAGCACUUGUUAAUGGCCUAAUUGAGGCUCUGAUUGGUCUGGUUGGUAGUUACUCUAAUUGGCCUGCACACCUGUGAAGUUGGGUAUAAAAGGCUGCUUCAGCAUACAGCACCAGUUCAUGAAUGGGGGUAGUAAGCUGUAGUGUUUUAAUGGCAGUGCAUGCAGAUCAUUCCUGAAUGUAACUGCUCCAGGGCUGAAGAAGUUGAUUUUAAUAGGAGAUUUUAAAAAUGCUGUAAGUGCACUUUAAUACCAGGGCUCUCCUACUCCACUGACAGCAAAAUUGAGCUGCAGAAUGUAGAGAGCAAGGGCAUAAAGUUUGAUUCAUUUUUUUUUUUUACUUUGGAGCUUGACAUGUCAAUCAUCCAAAUCCCUUCAAACCACUGGUUAUUCAUUUGGAACUUUUGUCAGAAGGCAGGACUUUCCAAGUGUCUGGGGCAAAAUGUAUACUUGCCUACCCGUCAGAAUUGUGGCUGUUUGGAUUUGAGGAGUUUAAGAGUUGUUUGUAUACUUGACUGUACCAUCAAGUAUAAAUAAUACUACUCUACUGUGGUCAUGUGCUUUCAGUA